AUACAGAGAAAGACAGAGAGAGUUCAGUGUUUGUGAGCGUAACAUUGUAAAAAAGUACUUAAGCGGAGUGGAACUUGGAGUUGGAGCUGUUAAUUAUAAAUAAAUUACAGAGGGACAGAGAAGCAUUCCCGAGUGGGGAAGAAGAUGGCGGUGGUGGUGCUGCAGCUCGUUGCUGAUCUCUAGGCAUUAUUCCAUUGCUCAUCUCUACUCCCAAUGCAUUAUUUAAUCCGUUAAUUUCCUAAAGUGCGCGCUCUGCGCUUUUGCCAUUUGCACUGGGAAGAAAACUUUAAACUUGUGUUUGAGGUUGAGUUCAAAGCAAGAAAGAUUGAGAGAGAGAGAGAGAGAGAGAGAGGCACAGAGUGCAAGAGAGGUUGCAGCAAAACCCAAAUGAUGCAAACCCGAGAAGAAAGGUUUGGAAAUUGAGGCAAAUGUCGAUGCCCAGCUCGAGGCAUUCCCAUUACAACUUCCCAUUCUUAAUCCCUCCUCCUCCUCCUCUGUUCCUCAUAUUUUUCCUCUCUCUUCUUUCCACCAUUCUACCCGCCACAAGCAACCAUGAAUCCUCUGUUCUCUUCUCAUGGCUCCACAGCUCCCCGGCUACCCCGCCUUCUUCUUUCUCAAACUGGAACGUUCGUGAUCCUGCUCCCUGUAAAUGGUCUUCCAUAACGUGCACUCCCCAAGGUUUUGUCAGUGAAAUUAACAUACACUCCGUUUCUCUACAGCUUCCCCUGCCUUCUAACCUCUCUUCCUUCAUCUUCCUCCGAAAGCUCGUCAUAUCCGAUGCCAAUCUUACGGGAACUAUUUCUUCCGAAAUUGGAAACUGCGCCGGGCUUACUGAGAUUGAUCUCAGCUCCAAUGGUUUGGUCGGAACCAUCCCUGCAAGUUUCGGAAACCUUCGGAAUCUGGAGAGCUUGGUUCUGAAUUCCAACCAGCUUACAGGGAAAAUCCCAGUUGAGCUUAGCAACUGCAGCAGCCUCAGGAACUUGCUUCUCUUUGAUAAUCUUCUCGGCGGGACUGUACCGCCGGAGUUGGGAAAAUUGUCGGAGCUUCAAGUCCUUCGCGUCGGAGGGAACAGAGACAUUAUUGGGAGAAUCCCGACUGAGUUGGGAGAACUGAGCAAUCUAGUUUCCCUUGGCCUGUCGGAGACGCGAAUUUCGGGUUCUUUGCCGGCGUCGUUGGGCAGGCUUGGCAAGCUUCAGACGUUGUCCAUCUACGCCGCCAUGAUCUCCGGCGAAAUCCCACCUGAUAUAGGUAAUUGUACUGAGCUCAUGGGCUUGUUUCUCUAUGAAAAUAGCCUCUCUGGUUCAAUCCCGGGGGAGCUCGGAAAGCUUCAGAAGCUCGAAAAACUGUUGUUAUGGCAAAAUAACUUUGUUGGGGUUAUCCCUGAAGAUCUUGGCAACUGCAGUGGGCUGAAGAUGAUCGAUAUUUCUUUGAAUUUUUUAUCAGGGAGCAUACCGGUUUCCUUUGGAAACCUUUGGGAGCUAGAAGAGUUCAUGAUUAGUGAUAAUAAUGUCUCGGGUUCAAUUCCCUCUGUUCUUUCCAAUGCUACAAAACUUGUACAGUUGCAGGUCGAUAAGAAUCAGAUAUCAGGUUUGAUUCCGCCCGAGCUUGGGCUUUUGUUCAACUUGGUGGUGUUCUUCGCUUGGCAGAACCAGCUUGAAGGGAGCAUUCCUUCGUCUUUGGCUAGCUGCAGUCACAUGGAAUCUCUGGACUUGUCUCAGAAUUCACUUACUGGCAGCAUUCCUUCUGGUUUGUUUCAGCUGCAAAACCUCACAAAGCUUCUCUUGAUUUCCAAUGAUGUUUCAGGUUCGAUCCCGCCGGAAAUAGGUAAUUGCAGCUCUCUUGUUCGGCUGCGUCUCGGAAACAAUCGGAUUGCAGGUGAAAUCCCAAAAGAAAUUGGGCAUCUCAAGAGCCUAAACUUUCUUGAUCUCUCUAGCAAUCACCUCUCCGGGCUGGUGCCAGAUGGGAUUGGAAGUUGCACACAAUUGCAGAUGAUAGACUUCAGCAACAACACUCUACAGGGUCCAUUGCCUAGUUCUUUGUCAUCUCUAUCUAUGCUGCAAGUCCUGGAUGUUUCGAAUAAUCGACUUACCGGCCAAAUUCCUACAAGUUUUGGUCACCUCGUAUCCAUAAACAAACUCAUUCUCCGGAGUAACUCCUUCUCAGGAUCUAUUCCACCAUCAUUAGGCCUUUGUUCGGGUCUUCAAUUGCUUGAUCUUAGCAGCAAUCUGCUCAAUGGUGGGAUCCCGAUCGAGUUAUGUCAAAUUGAAGCCCUUGAAAUUGCUCUCAACCUCAGUUUGAAUGGAUUCACAGGACCAAUCCCAGCUCAAAUAUCUGCACUCAACAAGCUUUCCAUACUUGACCUUUCGCACAACCAGCUUGAAGGAAAUUUGAAUCCACUUGCAGGGCUUGACAAUCUUGUCUCUCUCAACGUGUCCUUUAAUAAUUUCACCGGUUAUCUUCCUGACAAUAAGCUUUUUCGACAAUUAUCAGCGACGGACCUAGCCGGGAACCAAGGCCUAUGUUCUCGGGGCCGGGACUCAUGCUUCUUGAGUAUGGCAGACACCCAAGCAAUUGCAAAGGGUGAAAAUGAUGCAAGGCAAUCAAGAAAGCUUAAGCUAGCAAUCGCAUUGCUGAUUACUAUGACUGCAGCAAUGGUGAUUUUGGGAGCAUAUGCAAUAAUCCGAGCACGAACAACUAUCAGAGAUGAUGAAGAUUCAGAGUUGGGAGGAGAUUCUUGGCCAUGGCAAUUCACUCCAUUCCAAAAGCUAAAUUUCUCAGUAGAGCAAGUACUAAGAUGCCUAGUGGACUCCAAUGUGAUUGGAAAAGGGUGUUCUGGGAUUGUUUAUCGAGCCGAUCUGGACAAUGGAGAGGUCAUAGCUGUGAAAAAGCUUUGGCCAACAACAAUGGCUACAGACAUUGGAAGAAGCGACGAUAAAUGUGGAGUCCGUGACUCCUUCUCAGCAGAAGUGAAGGCCCUUGGUUCGAUUCGUCAUAAGAACAUUGUCCGAUUCUUGGGCUGUUGUUGGAAUCGAAACACAAGAUUGCUCAUGUAUGAUUAUAUGCCGAAUGGAAGUUUGGGCGGUCUCCUCCAUGAGAGAGGAGCUUCCCUCGAGUGGGAGAUGAGGUACCAAAUUCUGUUGGGGGCAGCGCAAGGCCUAGCUUAUUUGCACCAUGAUUGUGUCCCGCCAAUUGUUCACAGGGAUAUCAAGGCCAAUAAUAUCCUCAUUGGGCUUGAAUUCGAACCUUACAUUGCUGAUUUUGGUCUUGCCAAACUUGUCCAUGAUGGUGAUUUUGCUCGAUCCUCUAAUACUAUUGCAGGCUCCUACGGAUAUAUUGCUCCUGAGUAUGGAUACAUGAUGAAGAUCACAGAGAAGAGUGAUGUUUAUAGCUAUGGAGUGGUUGUGUUAGAAGUUUUGACAGGAAAGCAACCAAUUGAUCCAACCAUACCAGAUGGACUGCAUAUAGUGGAUUGGGUGAGACAAAAGAGGGGAGGAACUGAAGUUCUUGAUCGUCGCCUUCUUUCUCGACCCGAACCCGAAGUCGAGGAAAUGAUGCAAGCCUUAGGUAUAGCCUUAUUGUGCGUGAACUCCUCGCCUGAGGAAAGGCCAACCAUGAAAGAUGUGGCUGCCAUGCUUAAAGAGAUGAAACACGAGAGAGAAGAGAAUGCAAAGUUGGACGUGCUCGGCCUAAAGGGAUCUCCAGCCGUAGAUGUACCAAAAAAGGAUUCCAUUGGAGUCCCCACAACAUCUUCGUUAUAUCCAGCCACAAAGAGCCUGUACUCAAAAAGCAAUAACACAAGCUUUUCUGCGUCGUCUUUGCUGUACUCCUUGUCUAAUGCCAAAAUGGUUUCCAAGUGAUGGAUUGCAUUGAACUGCAGAUAUAUGCAUGAA
Messenger RNA from Malania oleifera, 3890 nucleotides. RefSeq names its product LRR receptor-like serine/threonine-protein kinase RGI1. Gene Ontology annotation, cellular component: plasma membrane. Lineage: Eukaryota; Viridiplantae; Streptophyta; Magnoliopsida; Santalales; Ximeniaceae. Gene Ontology annotation, biological process: protein phosphorylation. The record is from RefSeq and is a predicted model, not a curated record. The coding region runs from base 429 to 3857 and encodes 1142 amino acids. Gene Ontology annotation, molecular function: protein kinase activity; protein binding; ATP binding. The transcript is spliced from 2 exons.